Plodia interpunctella (Indianmeal moth) is the source of this 1531-nucleotide messenger RNA. NCBI's taxonomy places the organism in Eukaryota, Metazoa, Arthropoda, Insecta, Lepidoptera, Pyralidae. The record is from the annotation of a RefSeq genome assembly.
CGAAAAUGACUUUUUUCUACAAAUCAUAAAGAUAUUGGAACUUUAUAUUUUAUUUUUGGAAUUUGAGCCGGAAUAAUUGGAACAUCUUUAAGAUUAUUAAUUCGAGCAGAAUUAGGAACUCCUGGAUCUUUAAUUGGAGAUGAUCAAAUUUAUAAUACUAUUGUUACUAGUCAUGCUUUUAUUAUAAUUUUUUUUAUAGUUAUACCAAUUAUAAUUGGAGGGUUUGGAAAUUGAUUAGUUCCUUUAAUAUUAGGAGCCCCUGAUAUAGCUUUCCCCCGAUUAAAUAAUAUAAGAUUUUGACUUUUACCCCCUUCUUUAACUCUUUUAAUUUCAAGAAGUAUUGUAGAAAAUGGGGCAGGAACUGGGUGAACAGUUUAUCCCCCCCUUUCAUCUAAUAUUGCCCAUGGUGGAAGUUCUGUUGAUUUAGCCAUUUUUUCCCUUCAUUUAGCGGGUAUUUCCUCCAUUCUUGGUGCCAUUAAUUUUAUUACUACAAUUAUUAAUAUAAAAUUAAAUGGAAUAAUAUUUGAUCAAAUACCUUUAUUUGUUUGAGCUGUUGGUAUUACUGCUUUACUCUUACUUUUAUCACUUCCUGUUUUAGCAGGUGCUAUUACUAUACUUUUAACAGAUCGAAAUCUUAAUACCUCUUUCUUUGAUCCUGCUGGUGGUGGAGAUCCUAUUUUAUAUCAACAUUUAUUUUGAUUUUUCGGUCAUCCAGAAGUUUAUAUUUUAAUUUUACCUGGAUUUGGAAUAAUUUCUCAUAUUAUUUCUCAAGAAAGUGGAAAAAAAGAAACAUUUGGUUCUUUAGGAAUAAUUUAUGCUAUAAUAGCAAUUGGAUUAUUAGGAUUUGUAGUUUGAGCUCACCAUAUAUUUACAGUUGGUAUAGAUAUUGAUACCCGAGCUUAUUUUACCUCAGCAACUAUAAUUAUUGCAGUACCAACUGGUAUUAAAAUUUUUAGUUGAUUAGCUACUCUUCAUGGAACACAAAUCAACUAUAAUCCAGCUAUAUUAUGAAGUCUUGGAUUUGUAUUUUUAUUUACAGUUGGAGGAUUAACUGGUAUUAUCCUAUCUAAUUCAUCUAUCGAUGUAAGUUUACAUGAUACUUAUUAUGUGGUAGCUCAUUUUCAUUAUGUUUUAUCUAUAGGAGCUGUAUUUGCAAUUUUAGCAGGAUUUAUUCAUUGAUACCCAUUAUUUACAGGAUUAUCUUUAAAUCCAUUUCUUUUAAAAAUUCAAUUUUUUACUAUAUUUAUUGGUGUUAAUUUAACAUUUUUCCCCCAACAUUUUUUAGGAUUAGCAGGAAUACCUCGACGAUACUCAGAUUAUCCCGAUGCUUAUAUUUCUUGAAAUAUUAUUUCUUCUCUAGGUUCAUAUAUUUCUUUAUUAGCUAUCAUAUUAAUAUUUAUUAUUAUUUGAGAAUCUAUAAUUAAUCAACGAAUUAUUUUAUUUUCCUUAAAUUUAUCUUCUUCCAUUGAAUGAUAUCAAAAUUUUCCACCAGCUGAACAUUCAUAUAAUGAAUUACCUAUUUUAAGAAACU